AUGGAUACUGGUACGUCUACUUUCGCUGGAUCGUUACCUGGACCUGAAGCAUAUGGGACAGAGUUGACUGCUCUUCGGGUCGUUUUGGUGUGCUUGUUUAUUCCUUCAACAGUUCUAAUUAUUCUUGGAAAUGCGUAUGUUUUGGCUGCUUACAAACGUGAUGAGAGAAUACGAAAGAGGAGGACUAACACGUUCAUUCUUAAUCUAGCCAUCGCUGAUCUCCUUGUUGGCAUCACUAUGAUUAUAUACAUCCCCCAGUUCAUCACGGAUAAGUGGUUAUUUGGAAGGAAGUUCUGUAUCAUCGUAUGGGCCAUCAGUUACAUCUCAACCGACAUGUCCGUUAUCACCGUCAUCGCCAUCAGCGUGGACCGGUACCUCAUGGUGAGGAAUGCAAUGAAAUACCAGAUUCAUCAGUCUCGGAGACGUAUCAUCCUCAUCUUCAUCGUUGUCUGGUUCUUCUGCAGUCUCGUACAUAACAGCCUUGCCUUCAUUUAUUCCGCGUGGACGGAGCACAAGUACCUUGAAUAUCAAACGUGUAAUUUGGAAUACCGUCGUGAAAAGACUCUGGUUAUUUCGAUGUUCAUCAUUGAGUUUGUACUGCCCGUCCUGACUCUGUUUCUAUUAAAUUUGAAAGUUUUUAUUAGAAUACAGAAGCGGAAGGAAACCGGAAUACAAUUAAAAGGGCGCAGAGGUGAGGAUCCAAAUUCUAAAGUCGUCUCCGGACGGGAUAGCAAGAAUGAUCGAGAAAAAACCUCUGGAUUACCCAUAAUGCGCGUCCAUCGUACGCCAACACCGGGUGGGGGUCAUCAAAAAGCCGCUAAACUCCUCACAAUCCUCCUCCUAGUCUUCAUCUUAUGUUGGCUCCCCUACUACAUCAACGAAUGCUAUGUCCUCAUACAUGGUGGUGAAACGAACAACGUGGCGACGGAGGCGAUGACUUUCAUUCUAUGGGCGAACUCCGCCAUCAACCCCAUAUUGUAUGCAUACGCUAAUGUUCAUUACAGGGAGAAUUUCCUUUACUUCUUGCACAUCGGGAAGAAAAGGUCUGAUGUUAAACAAAGGCUGAUAAAUGUACAUGUAUAA
Messenger RNA from Lytechinus variegatus (green sea urchin), 1083 nucleotides. RefSeq names its product histamine H4 receptor-like. Gene Ontology annotation, biological process: G protein-coupled receptor signaling pathway, coupled to cyclic nucleotide second messenger; adenylate cyclase-inhibiting G protein-coupled acetylcholine receptor signaling pathway; chemical synaptic transmission. Gene Ontology annotation, molecular function: G protein-coupled acetylcholine receptor activity; G protein-coupled serotonin receptor activity. Gene Ontology annotation, cellular component: dendrite; membrane; synapse. The record is from RefSeq and is a predicted model, not a curated record. The transcript has a single exon. NCBI's taxonomy places the organism in Eukaryota, Metazoa, Echinodermata, Echinoidea, Temnopleuroida, Toxopneustidae. The coding region runs from base 1 to 1083 and encodes 360 amino acids.